Messenger RNA from Hipposideros armiger (great roundleaf bat), 1431 nucleotides. RefSeq lists its product as uncharacterized. The transcript has 3 exons. Bases 1 to 645 code for a protein of 214 amino acids. The record is from RefSeq and is a predicted model, not a curated record. NCBI's taxonomy places the organism in Eukaryota, Metazoa, Chordata, Mammalia, Chiroptera, Hipposideridae.
AUGGUAUUUGACAUAACAGGGAGACUCCGCGUCUGGCGACCCUCUUCGCCGGGAGACCCGCCCUGCGUCGGGGGCCGCCCGCAGCCCGGAGCGGCGGGGGCGCGGCGCCGCCCUCCCCACCCCCAGCCCGCAGGCCCCUUACCCCCGUGGAGCCGCGGCUGCCCCACGGCGCCCUCCCGCGCAUGUCCGUCCCGGCUGGCUCAGCGCCGCGGGCUCAGGGGCCCCGACACCGCGCAGGCGCCUCGCCGCUCGCAGCCGCUCGCCCGCCGCUCGCGCUCCCCGCUCGCACUCGGCCGCCGUCGCUCGACCGCCGCAGCUAGUCUUUUAAAGCCCCGAUUUUGUUUGGAUCAGUGGAGUAGCCAGCUUAAAAACUUCAUUUUUGUACCCGCCUUGCAACCAGGGAGGUCCAGUGACGACACAGCCUUCACUAGGGGGAUGGAGAACGCGGACUGGAGUGCGGCUGAGUGUUGCUUUCCUGCUGUGGGCACCACCGCUCCACCCUCAGCUCUGCCUUCCACUUCCUGCCCGAUAGGAGAUGUCCCUGGAGCCACACGAGGAUUGAAGUCACAUGCUGACAAUGGGGGAGCCCAGGGCAUUCUGAUAUCUAGGGCCUACUGCACCCGGCCUGGGUUUUCUAUCCCCUGACUUCUUGUUAGGUGGUGACGGUGAGCCCCUUUCUGACUAAGUCACAGGAGAUGGGUGUUUACUACACGCAGUUGAACCAAUUCCUGAUGAAUACAGCUUAUUUGAGGAUGCGAUGUCUGAACUGAGUAGCAACUAAUUGGGAAAAGGGGGCCAAGGAGAGCGCACAUCCCAAGGGCUUUGCUCAGACCUGCGCUUUUGAAUACCAGGGGUUCAUCGACCGAGUUCAAGAGUAUUGGAUGAAGACUUCUUAACCUGGCCUGGGGGAUGAGCCUGCUGGGGCAGAAAAGUCUAGUGGGAGCCGUCGUCAUAGUAAUUGCUAACACUUGCAGUGUGCCAGACACUGUUCUAAAUAAAGGAGCUACACGUGUUACCUCAUUCAGUCCUCACAACAGCCCUUUGAGGAACGUGCUGUUGUCCCCAUGUUACAGUUGAGGAAUCGGAAGCACAGGGAUUUGAAGACACUUGCCCAAGGUGGCGUAGCUGGUCAGUGUGGAAGUCAGGGUUGGGGGCCAGGCCGUGUGGCCUGAGAGCCUGAGCUCAUUUGUUCAUGACAGGCAGAGCUUGACCCCAACCUUGACCUCGGUCCUGUGUCCUUCCCUUUGAUGACUAACAGGAUUCCUGAGAUGUGUGCACAAACAUACGACUGAGGAGUGUACUUCUGGAUUCUAGUCCUCAAAAGCUGAUAAGCCAACUAGGCGGUGGUUUUGGAAAACAUCACGUAGACCAUCUCCUGUCUGUUGUUUUUGGAAUCCCGACUGAAUAAACGGUUCCCUAGCAUUAUGAAAA